Molecule: messenger RNA, 898 nt
Organism: Camelina sativa (false flax)
Lineage: Eukaryota; Viridiplantae; Streptophyta; Magnoliopsida; Brassicales; Brassicaceae
Source: RefSeq, a predicted model, not a curated record
UACAUCAUCUGCAAACAUAAGCGCAACAAAGCCAUGGUUCAUUUCGACAGACUUACCGAUUUCCAUACGUGGCAUUCUGAUUGGAAAGUCUCCGUUAAGAUCGUCAGGAAAUGGAACAAGAGGGAAGCCAACGUCUCCACUGUUGAACUGAUUAUCGCCGAUGUUUUCGGCGACAAGAUGCAGGUAACAAUUAGUGAGAACCUAGUGGCCCAGUUCUGUGUACGUAGGAGGAUUGAGGAGGAUGAGUGGAAAACCAUCUCAAAUUUCGCGCAGGAAAAUGACACAUCCGCUGUCAAGGUCGUCGACACCAACUACGGGAUCAAAUUCACGGCUGACACCAUUGUUGAAAACAUUGAUGGCUUGUCGAACAACCACUUCAUCGACUACCAUAACUUCGACAAGAUUUAUGAUGGAUGGUCUGCUUUCAACAGAAACUGCUGCUUAGAUACGAUGAGGGAAGUGUCCGACGUCGAACCAACAAUAUUCGUUGAUGAUCCCGCUACUCCACGGUUUGCCGAGAAGUCCCGAAUGACCCGGUUUUCUUUGAGGAACCUUGAGGGUCAUAUCUUGAAAUGUGUAGCUUACAAUGAAGCAGCGGAUAAUUUUAACAACGAAUUUUUGGCUAGCCACAGGCAAACCAGUUGUUGCGGUGUUGCGUUUUUGGAGGGCUAAGUUUAAGGAUGAAUGUCAACGAGGAGGAAUGGAGGUGGUUAGCCAACCGGGUGUUUGGAAAGUGUUGUUUGAUCUGUUGUUUUCAGAGGUGCAAGAUUUCAAACUCAGGUUAGACUACUUCAACCAGCGUGAGAGGAUAGAAGAUGAUUCGUAGCUGAUCUUUGCAUUUCGGAAUGUGGAGUUUAUUUACAAUACUUUUACUACGUUUACAAACCUAUUCUGUAUU